Molecule: messenger RNA, 2330 nt
Organism: Nematostella vectensis (starlet sea anemone)
Lineage: Eukaryota; Metazoa; Cnidaria; Anthozoa; Actiniaria; Edwardsiidae
Product: transmembrane protease serine 9
Exons: 13
Coding region: 64-2256 (730 amino acids)
Biological process (GO): proteolysis
Molecular function (GO): serine-type endopeptidase activity
Source: RefSeq, a predicted model, not a curated record
UCCCAGCUGACCAGAAAAUGCGAUAUAAUCGCGCUACGAACACGGGGUAUUCAGAAGGGCACGAUGGCUUUUCUUCUAUUCUGCUUCGUGGCUCUUGUCGGGGCUUCCCUCGUUAACUCAGAUUGCAAUGACCGUGCAUCAAACUGUGCGUCGCUCAAGAAAUAUUGCAAUCUUCUUCCAUCCAUAAAGAACAAAUGGUGUAAAAAGACUUGUAAUACAUGUGGUGCACCAUCUACACCAGCUCCACCUCCACCACCCCCUCCACCGUCAAGUGGACCCCCCCUGCCUCCAUCUAAUGGAAAGUGUGGCCGUAAACCAGCCGGCGCCCGUAUCAUCAAUGGUCAGAACGCUCAGCCUCACUCGUGGCCGUGGCAGAUCUCCCUCAGGGGUAGAUCUGGCUUCCACACUUGUGGGGGAUCCCUGAUCAGUGACCGAUGGGUCGUCACCGCUGCCCACUGCAUUCACAGGAACAAGAACCCCGGGGGGUACACCGUCGUUGUCGGUGCCCACAAGAAGAGAGGAAGCACUAGUGUUCAGCAAAGUCUAAGACUGUCUCAGAUUAUCGAGCAUCCUAAGUACAACGAUAGGAGGAUCGUCAAUGACAUCGCGCUGAUUGAGCUGGCGACUCCUGUGCAGUUUGACAGCGCGGGAAAAGUCGGCACUGUUUGCUUGACGGACCAGCGACCAGCACCAGGAAAAAGAUGCUACAUCACUGGUUGGGGUGCCAUUAAUGGCCACACCCAGCAAUCUCCCGAUAUCCUCCAGCAGGCCAUGUUACCGAUAGCGUCUCACGAGAACUGCAGAAGAAAGUACGGCGACGUGUCGUCCACGGCUCAUCUAUGCGCAGGGGAGGCGAGAUCUGACGCGGCAGGGGGGUGCAACGGCGACAGUGGGGGUCCCCUGGUAUGCGAGGAUAAUGGCAGCUGGUUCUUGCACGGAGCGGUCAGUUAUGGGUUGAGGAAUUGUCCCACGACUCAUUACACCGUGUUCGCACGUGUUGCCAGCUAUACAGACUGGAUCAAGAGGAUGACGGGUGUUGGAACAAGCGGAGGAGGCGGUGUCAACCCUCCCCCUCCCCCAACUAACAAUCCCCCUUCACCACCACCCCCAACGAACAACCCUCCCCCACCACCACCCCCAACGAACAAGCCUCCCCCACCACCACCCCCAACAAAUGGCCCUCCACCACCACCACCCCCAACAAAUGGCCCUCCACCACCACCACCCCCAACAAAUGGCCCUCCACCACCACCACCCCCAACGAAUGGCCCUCCACCACCACCACCCCCAACGAAUGGCCCUCCAUCUGAAGGAAAGUGUGGCCGUAAACCAGCCGGCGCCCGUAUCAUCAAUGGUCAGAACGCUCAGCCUCACUCGUGGCCGUGGCAGAUCUCCCUCAGAGGUAGAUCUGGCUUCCACACUUGUGGGGGAUCCCUGAUCAGUGACCGAUGGGUCGUCACCGCUGCCCACUGCAUUCACAGGAACAAGAACCCCGGGGGGUACACCGUCGUUGUCGGUGCCCACAAGAAGAGAGGAAGCACUAGUGUUCAGCAAAGUCUAAGACUGUCUCAGAUUAUCGAGCAUCCUAAGUACAACGAUAGAAGGAUCGUCAAUGACAUCGCCCUGUUAGAGCUGGCGACUCCUGUGCAGUUUGACAGCGCAGGAAAAGUCGGCACUGUUUGCUUGACGGACCAGCGACCAGCCCCAGGAAAACGAUGCUACAUCACAGGUUGGGGUGCCAUUAAUGGCGACACCCAGCAAUCCCCCGACAUCCUCCAGCAGGCCAUGUUACCGAUCGCGUCUCACGAGAACUGCAGAAGAAAGUACGGCGACGUGUCGUCCACGGCUCAUCUGUGCGCAGGGGAGGCAAGAUCUGACGCGGCAGGGGGGUGCAACGGCGACAGUGGGGGUCCCCUGGUAUGCGAGGAUAAUGGCAGCUGGUUCUUGCACGGAGCGGUCAGCUACGGGUUGAGGAAUUGUCCCACGACUCAUUACACCGUGUUCGCACGUGUUGCCAGCUAUACAGACUGGAUCAAGAGAAUGACGGGUGUAGAAACGAGCGGCGGAGGUGGUGUCAAUCCUCCCCAACCUCCUCCCCCCACAGGCAACCCACCUCCACCACCACCCCCCACAAACCCUCCUCCACCCCCUGCAGACUGCAAGAACGAAGCCAGCAACUGUGCAGAAUUCGUCAAGCACUGCAAUGCGUCAUCUAUUAAAAACAAGUGGUGUAGAAAGACCUGCAAAGCAUGUUGAUGACGAAGACGUUGUUGCAGUAUAGCAAGAUGUGUAGAAAAUAAAAAAAGCAUUAAAAGAAGAAUUUAUCCCUA